Messenger RNA from Closterium sp. Yama58-4, 1302 nucleotides. The record is from the annotation of a GenBank genome assembly. NCBI's taxonomy places the organism in Eukaryota, Viridiplantae, Streptophyta, Zygnematophyceae, Desmidiales, Closteriaceae.
AUGAACCUGAGGAGGAUUCGAAAACCGGCCCACCCAACUUCUGUCACGAGCGCCGGUGUUCCCAACACCCCUCACCAGCCGAGGCCACUCAAUCAUCGAAAGUUUAUACAUGCCAAAAGUAUACUGAAGGAGUUCCCUCCCCGCACUAGCCCCAAGCAUUCUCGCCCCGUUCCUGCCGCCAUUCUCCCCUCCCCUCUCCCCCGCCUCUCAUUCAACUCUUCCCGCAUCCCAUUCUCCCCUUCCCGCCUUCCAUUCUCCCUUUCCCGCCUCCCAUUCUCCCCUUCUUGCCUCACAUUCUCCCCUUCUUGCCUCCCAUUCUCCCCUUCUUGCCUCCCAUUCUCCCCUUCCUGCCUCCCUUUCCUCCCUUACCUCCCGUCCCUCCCUUCCCUCCCUUCCCGCCGCUCUCUCCCUUCCCUCCCUCUCUCCCAUCCCUCUUCUCUCCCUCCCUCCCUCUCUCCCUCCCUCCCUCUCUCCCUGCCCUCCCUAAUCUCCCCUCCCUUCCCUCCCUUUUCUCCGUUCCAUCCUUUCUCUCCCUUCCCUCCCUUCUCUCCCUUCCCUCCCUUCUCUCCCUUUCCUCCCUUCUCUCCCUUCCUUCCCUUCCCUCCCUUCCCUCCCUUCCCUCCCUUCCCUCCCUUUUCUUCCUUCAUUCCCUUUUCUCCCUUCCCUCCCUUUUCUCCCUUUCUCCCUUCCCUCCCUUCUCUCCCUUCCCUCCCUUCUCUCCCUUCCCUCCCUUCUCUCCCUCGCCUCCCUUCUCUCCCUUUUCUCCCUUCUCUCCCUUCCCUCCCUUCUCUCCCUUUCCUCCCUUCUCUCCCUUCCUUCCCUUCCCUCCCUUCCCUCCCUUCCAUCCCUUCCCUCCCUUCCCUCCCUUCCCUCCCUUUUCUUCCUUCAUUCCCCUUCCUUCUCCCUUUUCUCCCUUUCUCCCUUCCCUCCCUUCUCUCCCUUCCCUCCCUUCUCUCCCUUCCCUCCCUUCUCUCCCUUCCCUCCCUUCUCUCCUUUCCCUCCUUUAUCUCCCUUUCCUCCCUUCCCUCCCUUUUCCCCCUGUCCUCCCCUCUCUCCCUUCCCUCACUUCUCUCCCUCCCCUCACUUCCCACCCUUCCCUCCCUUUUCCCCCUUUCCUCCCCUCUCUCCAUCCCCUCACUUCUCUUCCCUCAUCACAGCCUGUGGUUGAACCAUUACCCUUUUCUUAUUCCCCGCCCUCGGAUUGUUUCCCCUUCCCUGACUAUUUCAGUGACUGACUGCUCUGAAGAUUUCAAGCUUCAACACGCCUCACCCAAUCAUCUCAUGUCAAAGCAGCUACGGUAA